Molecule: messenger RNA, 642 nt
Organism: Penicillium coprophilum
Lineage: Eukaryota; Fungi; Ascomycota; Eurotiomycetes; Eurotiales; Aspergillaceae
Exons: 1
Coding region: 1-642 (213 amino acids)
Source: RefSeq, a predicted model, not a curated record
AUGCAGUACAAGUCUUUUACGGCCCUUCUUCUUGCCAGCAUGGCAAUGGCCGCCCCGGCCGACACAAAUGACGAUAUUGAAACCGGAGACAAAGACUUGGGUUUCGACAUGCCACCUUCUAUUGCGGUGGUUCUUGCAACCGCCGUCCCCACCUCAUUCUUAGCCGAAGCCACCAACACCGCUGAAUUCCUUUCGCAAGUCGAGCAAGGCAUUGUCUCUAACUCCUGGCCAACAUGGUACAGCGACCUUCCCGACAGCGUGAAGGAGUAUGUCACCACUGCGGUUGAGAACUACUAUCCCUCCUUCGCGUCGUCCAUUGCCGCCGAGAUUACCGGCUCCGACGCCAGCAGCUCCAAACCCAGCACUGCCGAGGCCACCUCCACCGGUGCUUCCAGCUCUGGAGCUUCUAGCUCUAGCGCUUCAUCUUCUGAUGCCUCAUCUUCUGCUGAUUCCAGCUCUACUGUUACGGAUUCAUCUUCCUCCUCUGCUGCUACCGGCUCGGACGCUGCUUCGUCCUCGGCCUCGGCCUCGGUGUCCGGCUCUGCUACAUCUAGCACUGCCGAUGAUGGUGCCGCCCCUACUGGAAUUGCUAUGAGUCUUGCCGGAGCUGCUGGAGUUCUGGGUCUUGCUCUCGCUCUGUAA